UCGAAACAAAGUUGAGGGAAGCCACUUCUGUAGAGAUCACACAUCGAAACUCCCAGCAUGUUUCAAAACAAAAAAUAUACAUACGAAAACCGAAGAUAAACAAAAAAUAUACAUACGAAAACCGAAGAUAAACAAAAAAUGAUGCGGAAUAAGAUCUGAAAACUGUUUUUUUUUUUUUUAAACUUUUUACGUACGUUCCCCAAAAUAUUAAGGAAGAAAUAUAUCGAAGUGGUACUGUUUAGACAUGGUGUGAAGGCAGAAAGAACCACUUGUAAUAAAUAUGACCAAGUUCUUUUUCCUGAUUAUAAACCAUCUACGAGUCUAAAUGGUUGGAUAGUAAACAUUUUUUUUUUUUUAAAGAAAAUUUUAUAGAUUCUGAAUCUGUGACACUCAAACCAUAAAAAUCCGAACAGAAUUUUUUUAAGGUACAGUAAAGUAGAAUCUGGGGGGAGUAUGAUCGCAAAGUUCGCCAAAUAUAAUUAAAACAUUUGAGAUGCGAAUUGUUAUGGAGAAGAGGAAAGACAAGAAGAAAGAAGAAAGGAACCACUUAAUGUCAAUGAAUGAAACGAGAAUUAUCUCCCUUGGUUGUAUCUACGAUGGCUGAUAUCUUCAGGACGCUCGCAGAAGAAGGUAUUCAAAAAAGGAUUCUUUACGCUGGUCAAGGAGAAAUUCCUGACUAUGCAGAUGGUAAAGGAUGGAAGUUGACAUUCCACUAUGUUACCAAAAUGUGUGAUGAAGAUAGCACCGUUCUGGAUGACAGUCGUAAAAUGGGGAAACCCAUGGAGUUACUAUUGGGAAAGAAAUUCAAGUUUGAUGUUUGGGAGAAGUGUAUUAGGUCCAUGAAACUUAAUGAGGUUGCUGAAUUUCUAGUGAACACUGAUAAAGUUGACACUUAUCCUUUAGUGGCAAAGAGCUUAAGAGAUAUUGCUAAUCCUGAAAAGAAGGAACAUGCACAUACAAAAAAAGAUGCUAAAGGCCAUUGUUGUGGAAUGAUGUCUAUGACGAAGCAGUCACUUGGAUAUCCUGAUCUGGACAAAUUGAUGGCAAAACCAGAACCUCUUCUUUUCACUUUAGAACUGACCAAAAUUGAAGUUCCUGGUGGUUACAAACAAGAAGCAUGGGAAUUAAACGAAUCAGAAAAAUUAGCUGCAGUUCCAAAACUUCGUGAAGAAGGUAACGAAUUGUAUCGAGAUAAGAAGUUUAAGGAAGCCAAUGAGAAAUAUGCAGAAGCGCUUGGGAUGUUAGAAGAGCUUAUGUUGAUCGAGAAACCUGGUGAUGAAGCAUGGCAAAAACUAAACACGAUGCAGAUACCUCUUCUCUUGAACUUUUGUCAAUGUAAACUUAUGUCCGAAGACUAUUAUACCGUUAUAACACAUUGUAAUACAGUGCUGAAAUAUGAUCCAGAUAAUGUGAAGGCUCUUUUUCGAAGAGGCAAAGCUCAUAUUGGAUCUUGGAACCCUGAAGCUGCUAAAAAAGAUUUAGAACGGGUCAUAGAACUUGAUAGUAGUUUAACCAAGGGAGUUCGUAAAGAGCUGAAACAUUUGGAACAGUUGCAGAGAGCCAAAGACAAUGAAGACCGGGAAAAAUUGAGAGGAAAAAUAUUCUGAUAAUUUAAUAAACUCACUUUAUGAUUUUAAAGAAAACAAAAAAGAAAAAAAAUAUUUUAAAGAUAUUUUAAAUUUUAUUUAUAUUUAUUUACACAUUUUUAUUUUUUAUUUUUUUUAUUUUAAUUAUGUUUUUAUUUUAAAUUUUAAUUUAAUUAUUUUUCUUUUAAUUAUCUCUUUUAUUUUAAAUUUCUAUUUAAAGGGAUCUUAAACGACGAUGAUGAUGAUGAUUGUUUUAUUUCAUUCAUAUAAUAAUUGGCAGAAAAAGAAUGGAAUCAUAAGAUUUUCUUUUCUGCCAUAUUCUCUGUUGUUCUGUUAUACUUCAUGUCUUUCCCUCUGUUAUGCAAUCAAAGUUCAUGCCUUGGAACAUGUUUGAAGGUGUUACAGUUUGGAAGACCUAACUGAUUCAUAUCAGCUAAAACCAAACUGAGGUAAAAAAAAAAAAAAUUCCAUACUGGUGAUAUAUUUAUAUUCACUAAUCCUUUCUAUUUUGUAUAAAUAUCAAUGUGUAAAGAUUAUCCCGAAAAAACAUAUAAUGCAAAUUGUUCAAUAUU
This is a messenger RNA of Octopus bimaculoides (California two-spot octopus), 2158 nucleotides long. RefSeq names its product AH receptor-interacting protein. NCBI's taxonomy places the organism in Eukaryota, Metazoa, Mollusca, Cephalopoda, Octopoda, Octopodidae. Gene Ontology annotation, molecular function: protein binding; peptidyl-prolyl cis-trans isomerase activity. The record is from RefSeq and is a predicted model, not a curated record.